Messenger RNA from Nasonia vitripennis (jewel wasp), 2341 nucleotides. It is a transcript of the gene vir-1, whose product is annotated as icarapin-like. The record is from RefSeq and is a predicted model, not a curated record. The transcript has 4 exons. The coding region runs from base 858 to 1544 and encodes 228 amino acids. NCBI's taxonomy places the organism in Eukaryota, Metazoa, Arthropoda, Insecta, Hymenoptera, Pteromalidae.
GCGCGAAUUCAGUAGUGAAAGGCCAGCUCUGUUCAGACUUAAAAAACUCUCGCAGCUCAUAGUCCAUUACUCUGCAGAUUGCUAUUUUAAAAAUGCACGAGGCUUAUAAAUAUCGCUUUUAAAAAUAGCCUCGCGUUCCACCUGUGAAUACUAAUUGCCGCCGCAGCGCUGCACACGGGAUGAUCAAUUUGUUUGCGACUUCCUGCAUCUUUUUCCCUGGAAGAGGACCUCCUCCCCGGUAACCAUUAUUAUAUAGGUGCACAAAAUUACAGCAUCGCCUCUCCAGCAAUAAACAACGAAGGAGAAGCUUCUGGAAAAAAAAGUCGGCUGACAUAGGGGCGCUAAGCGCAAAGGCAAACCCGCAGCCGAGAGAGAGAAGAGAGAGAGAGAGAGAGAGAGUGAGAGAGAGAGAGAGAGAGAGAGAGAGAGAGAGAGAGAGAGAAGCACCGUAAGAAGAUAAACAGAGGAGACGUAAAAUCGUCGUCUGACAAACGAGCGACACGUCAACUCAUAUUCCAUCUCUCCUCCUCCUCCUCUUCUUCGCUCAGGCGGUAUACGCUCGAAGGAAGGGAUAAAGCGAGCACAGGCUGUUACUAGUGAGCGAGAAAGAGAGAGACGGACAGAGGCGUGUUUUCCCGGGGCCCGGCUGACCUUCGCCGUUGCCGCUUUUGUAGCCGGCAGCGCGAUUGCCGGAUCAUCAGUCCGCGCCGAGACUUUUGCCGGAGCGUUUGCGCAUACACUAUACAUACCAGAGCCUGUAUAGCUCGAUAUAUACAGCGAGUUUUGAUUUUUUUGUUUCCUUGGGAUUAUUGUUGUUGCGUUCGUUGUUCUCUCCAGAGAAGAGAAGAGCUGUGAUCAUGAAGAGUGUGUACGGUGUCGUUUUGCUGGUGUGCUUCCUCGCGCUUGCGCACGGUUUCCCAGGUGCAAACCGCGAGUCAGCCGAGUCGAGCGAGUCCGAUGACAAGACCGACGGAGUCGUUCUGGUCCUACCUCGUCACAACAUCUUCGACGAUAUGGGUGAUGACGACGAGUCCAGCAUGGGUAUGCCUGGCAUGUGGCAUCCUUUCAGAUUCGACAACAGCCCCUUCGAUGGACUCUUCACUAGGAUGCAGGAGGCCAUGAACAGGGUCCGCGCGGAGAUGGCCGCAGCUUUGGCCAGCCAGCUCGGACAGGUCGGCGGACUGACUCCGUGGGGCAAAAUCCCCGAGGGCGCUAACACCACGUCCACGACCAAGGUGAUCGGCGACCACCAGGUGACCAUCAACGAGACGACCUACUCUGACGGCGACGAGAACAGCGGUACCAUCUUCCGCGUGCGCGUCGUCGACGUGAAGCCUCUGAACGAGACGACCGACGCCGCCGAGCCCGAGACUUCCUCCGAGGAAGCCGACGCCAAGCCAACCAAGCGACCCGACGACUCUCCUGCCGAGAAGCAGAACGAGGAUCGCGAGGAGCUCACGACACCGGCUCCCCGUAGCGUCGAGAGCCUCGAGGAGUUCGACAACGAGAUACCGAAGAACCAGGUCGACGUCCUCACCGCUUAGGAUCCAGUCGAUAUUUUUUUCUUUUCUGUCUGUCUUCUUCUUAAGUAAAAAUAAACGACACUAUGUAGACGUUACGUUUGCGGAUGGCAACGCUGGAACGACGGUGUGUGAGAAAGGGGAAUUCGUUUUUUCGAGGGAUUUACUUGUUCCGGUGGUGCCAUUCGCGAGGCUGAUGAUAUCGCCGGACGCUUUCGAUUCUCUGUGAAAUUGUUGUUUUUUGGGAUGGAAGAUUCAAAAUUGUUAUCGAUAGAGAAAGCGCGCUGCAAAUCGACGACCUAUUCUUCGACACCGACUUGCGCUAGAAUUACCUUGUUAAAUCAUUAUUACGAUAGAUGUUUCAUUGCGUAGAGUUUAAUCGAAUCAAUAAACAAACUGACAAUAAUGAGAGCGAGAUGGUUGAAGAAUAGGUUGCAGCCAUCGUUUACUUCGCGUACACACGUAUGAUUUUAUUGAUUUCAGAAGCGCAAUAUCGUAGUGAUAACGAGGAUACUUUAUGUUGUUGCCUUACGCUGUUUACGUAUCGCAUACAUUAUUAUUAUUAUUAUUAUUAUUAAUAUUAUUAUUAUGAUACAAUAAAGUUUUUAUUCCGUAGUAUGUAGUCGCGAGGAGUGAAUUAAGACAUGUGUACAAGAUUUUUCAUUGAGAUUUUUGUGAAGAAGGGCCUAAAGCUCUGGCAUGGACAGGGCAAUAAGUGACGGGUGAAGACCUUUUUAGUCAGAAUACGUAUGGAGAUGAUUUUUAUUGAUGUAUGUUAUAAGACGAUGUUUUUUUUUCAAUAAAAUAUACUAUUAUAAGUG